UAGCUCUAGUUUAUUAUAAUGACGUCAGAAGUAUGUUCAGGAUCGACAGCUGGUAUAUAAUAGGUCAGGCGAGAGGCAGCAUCACAGUGCACCUUCAGCUUCAUCUGCAAUACGUUCAUCCAACAACUUCUUUACAAAAUGAAACUGUUCGUGAUCGCCGCCCUCGUCGCCGUGGCCGCCGCCGGUCGCUUGGAGCACCUGGAGCGCUCCUACCUCCCCCCCGACAGCAACUCCAUCAGCAGCGGCCGCUCCCUCGGCAGCCACGGCGGCUUCGGCUCCUCCGGCUCCCACGGCGCCUUCGGAGCCAGCUCCGGAAACUUCGGCGCUGGAGCUCGGCAGCAAGGAGCCUUCGCCGGCGCCACCUCCAACCAGUACCUGCCUCCUAACCACGGACCUUCGGGAUCCAACGGAGCUCCUCAGUUCGCUGGUUCUCUCCAAGGUUUUGGCGGUGCUCAGAACUACCGCAGCCAACAAAAUGGUGGUCACCAAGGGGCUUCUGCUCAGCAGUAUUCUGCCCCCAGCUCGCAGUACGGCGCCCCUAGCUCUCAGUACUCUGCCCCUAGCUCUCAGUACUCUGCUCCUAGCUCUCAGUACUCUGCCCCCAGCUCUCAGUACUCUGCCCCCAGCUCCCAGUACUCCGCCCCCAGCUCCCAGUACUCCGCACCCAGGUCCCAGUACUCUGCCGCCCCUAGCUCUCAGUACGGCGCCCCCGCUGGCUCGUUCGGCCAGUCUGCCACCAGUCGUCAGUACCUCGCUCCUCGUGCCAGCUCCUCCCAGCAGUAUCCUCAGCAAGCCUUCGAUGAGCAGACCGGCUACCAAUACUAAAUGUGUUCUAUGUAAAAUAAAAAUGUCUUAGUCAAUUGAAUUGUAUAAUAAAUUGCUGAACUUUAA
Helicoverpa armigera (cotton bollworm) is the source of this 891-nucleotide messenger RNA. RefSeq names its product pro-resilin-like. Bases 139 to 825 code for a protein of 228 amino acids. Lineage: Eukaryota; Metazoa; Arthropoda; Insecta; Lepidoptera; Noctuidae. The record is from RefSeq and is a predicted model, not a curated record. The transcript is spliced from 3 exons.